This is a messenger RNA of Stegostoma tigrinum, 10695 nucleotides long. RefSeq names its product GRAM domain containing 1Ba (gene gramd1ba). Bases 898 to 3594 code for a protein of 898 amino acids. Gene Ontology annotation, biological process: intracellular sterol transport. The record is from RefSeq and is a predicted model, not a curated record. Gene Ontology annotation, molecular function: sterol transfer activity; sterol binding. Gene Ontology annotation, cellular component: endoplasmic reticulum membrane; endoplasmic reticulum-plasma membrane contact site; plasma membrane. Lineage: Eukaryota; Metazoa; Chordata; Chondrichthyes; Orectolobiformes; Stegostomatidae. The transcript is spliced from 25 exons.
CUAAAACGGUAAGAAAAAAAGACAGCUCGAAAGUAGAGGACUGCUGUCCCCACUUCUGAAACAUAUAGUGUCAAAGCAAGGCUGUUUCACUUUAUGCUUCAAGAUAAGGGGAGCACUGCUGGUUGAACUUGUGUGUGCAUCCUGGUUAUUGAGUCACUAAUCUUCACUCUCUCAUUCUGCUUACAUCGAAAAGUAUAUUUUGUUAACAUGAAAAAUAAUUGACUCCAUGAUGUGGAAGAAGAGUGGCAUACCAUGCAGAUGUGGGAUUAAGAGUUUGCCCAUGCAUCUGAUGAAGGUUUGACAACGAUCUUGUUCGUUAACAACCACUGAAUAAUGUAAGCUGGUCCCAUGUGGCAGAGACUUGAAUUACAUGCUACAAUUGCUUAUGCAUGUUUUAUCUUCUGCAUUAUCUAAUAUUACAGCUUCCCUGAUGAGCAUCGGUCUCUUCAUCACACCUGCUGCUGCUCAAAUCCCUCUGUGGAUCUUGAUUGGGUUUAAUUUUUGUUUAUCGUACCUACUGUCUCAAAAUGUAUCGGUAGACUUCCAGACUACUCCUAUCUUGCUACUGACAGUUAACCAACUCUGGAGAGCUAAAGUACACCAAAGAAGUUCCAGCAACAAUACUUCAAUGUGAUGAACAGCUAAAAAAGACUACAAUUUGCAAAAUAUUUCAUUCAAUAUAUGUUAAGUAUUGGAUUGCACAAAACAUCAUUUUUAAAGGAGCAACAAAAAUAAGUAAACUAAACAGGUACUGCAUCUGAUUUUACAGCGUAAGUGAUUUCACAGUGACAGCAGCUUUUUGUGGUGCCUGAUUUGUGAGCAGUCAUUUUUCUUGUAAAAGACUGUCUUAGAACUGUGUUUUGCAACACAGUAAAGAAAUAUUGCAAAACUGUAGAGAUGACUGAUAUGCUACAGCUUCCUGCUGUACAGAUUUCAUCUUCAGGAAAUGGCGCUGUGGCCUGGUCAAGAUCCUCGACACCAACACUUCGCAGAAAGCGUUUUAAAAUGAAACAUUGGAAGAAUGUUCAGAGUGAGAAAGAACAAAUGGUGAGCAACAUUUACUGUGGCCCAAUAACCAAAGAGUACCUACAGCUUCCUUCUAUUGAGAUUACUCCAUCAAGUGAUGAGGAUACUCCUUGGUCAAAUUGUUCAACACCAAGUGCUUCUCCACGCCGCAAACGCUUCCUGUUGAAGAAAUGGCUGAAGGUUCAUGAGAAAGGAGAAGCAAGUGAGACCAGCAGCCAGCAAAGCAGUCAACAAAGCAGCCAUGAUGAUGACUCGUCUCGGUUCCUGACUCCGUACAUACGAGAGGAAAGGUCAGACAGUGCUACUGACAGGUUUGGUACUGCCAGUAAUUCUGCUCGGAGCACCCCAGCCUGCUCACCCAUCCUGAGGAAGCGAUCAAGAUCCCCAACUCCUCAGAACCUAGAGGGUGAGACAAUGGUGGAGAAGGGCUCAGACCAUUCCUCAGACAAAUCACCUUCCACCCCCGAACAGGGUAUCCAACGGAGCUACUCUUCCCAGUCAGGUCGAAGCAGCAAGAACUCCAAGUCUCACAAGCGACUUUUGAAAUAUGAUCGGCUAAACCUGAUAAAAAAAAGCCAGAGCUGGUACAAUGUCUUGAGUCCAACAUAUAAACAACGGAAUGAGGAUUUCAGAAAACUCUUUAAGCAGCUGCCAGACACAGAACGACUCAUUGUUGAUUACUCAUGUGCCCUUCAAAGGGACAUCCUCCUGCAGGGGCGUCUCUACCUCUCCGAAAAUUGGAUCUGUUUCUAUAGCAACAUCUUCAGAUGGGAAACACUGCUCACUGUACGUCUUAAGGAUGUUUGCUCAAUGACAAAGGAGAAAACAGCUCGCCUCAUUCCUAAUGCUGUCCAAGUUUGCACUGACACUGAAAAGCACUUUUUUACUUCAUUUGGAGCCCGAGACAGAACCUACAUGAUGAUGUUCAGACUCUGGCAAAAUGCACUGCUUGAAAAGCCUCUUUGUCCUAAAGAGCUGUGGCACUUUGUUCAUCAGUGUUAUGGGAAUGAGCUUGGUCUAACCAGUGAUGAUGAAGAUUAUGUUCCUCCAGACGAUGACUUCAAUACAAUGGGGUUCAGUGAAGAAAUCCCAGUGGAAGAAGUAGAGGUGAAUGAUAAUGCAUCUAAAAGCAGCUUAGAAGUAAAGACAGAUGCCAGUCCACAGUUGCACAAGAAAUCAGUCACGACCAGCACAAUAACCUCCACAGGGAGCAAUGAAGCCCCUGCUUCAUUUGAUGGCAUUCCACCAGACGAGGAGAUUGACUGUCAGCCAGAAUGUGAAAUUGAAACCCCUCAGGCCAUUGAGAAGAAUGAAAUCAGUUUGCCAGUAAACACUCCUUCCCUGGACUUUAACGAUAAUGAGGACAUUCCAACAGAACUUAGUGAUUCCUCUGAAACACACGAUGAAGUGGGACUAACUACAGCUGAUUUUAAAAAACUGAAAACAGGAGAAGUACAAGCGUUUUAUGAUGAUCUCAAUGGCAGACAGUACAUUAAUGAGGUUUUCCAUGUCAGCGUGGACAAGCUGUAUGAUUUACUCUUCACUGACUCCCAAUUUCUACGAGAUUUCUUUGAGCAACGGAGAUUCACGGAUAUGGUUAGUCAUCCCUGGAAGAAAGAAGUAAGUGGCAAUCAGACCCGAGUGAUAUUGUACACCAUUGCUCUCUCAAACCCACUUGCACCAAAAACUGCCACAGUGACUGAGACCCAGACUUUGUACAAAGCCAGCCAGGAGAGUGAGUGUUAUGUGAUCGAUGCAGAGGUGAUUAUGCAUGACGUUCCAUAUCAUGACUAUUUCUACACAAUCAACAGAUACAGUCUUAUGCGGGUGGCAAAAAACAAAAGUAGACUGAGGAUAUCAACCGAACUGAAGUAUAGGAAACAGCCAUGGGGGUUAGUGAAAUCAUUCAUUGAGAAGAAUUUUUGGAGUGGUUUAGAUGACUACUUUAGACAUUUAGAUAUUGAACUUGCAAAAGUAGAAAAACAGUAUGCUGCUGAACUACACAGGCAAUCUCCAAAAGAGAAGCCUAACAAAUCAUCCACAAUUCGAAGGAGAAAACGGCCUCACAUGCAUGUGCGAAGCCAACACCUUGUUGAAACCGUCAGUCCUGUUACUACGCCGACUGACGACGAGGUAGCCCAGAGGAUUAAACAUGUGGCAGGUUCCACACAAACUAAGCAUAUCCCUGAAGAAAUUCCAGGAGGAAUUCAACUUUACAGUGUUUCCAAGUUAUUGCUCAUCAUAAGCUUUGUCUUGGUGUUAUUAGUAUUUCUGAAUAUGAUGCUAUUUUACAAGCUAUGGAUGCUGGAAUAUACAACACAGAGUCUCACUGCCUGGCAUGGGAUCAGGCUCCAGGAGAGCAAACUUCCCCAGUCACAGGUGGAAUGGGCCCAGUUAUUAGAGUCACAACAACGUUACCAUGAUGCUGAACUGCAGAAAUGGAAAGAGAUUUUAAAAUCAUCAGUGGUGCUUCUAGAUCAGAUGAGAGACUCGUUAGUAACUCUACAAAAAGGCAUCGGUUUGCGUGAUUACAGUUCUGAAACAGACAAACGAGAUCGGUUUCACUGAUGGGCAUUACCAAGGCCGAAGAGGGAAUAGUGUGCAAUAUAGUUAUGUAUAAAUUAUAUGAAUUAUAUAUAUAUUAUAUAUAUAAUAUAUAUUUCUCAUAUAUAUAUAUAUAGAAAUAUAUAUGUAUGUGUGUGUGUGUAUAUAUAUAUAUAUAUAUAGAAAUAUGUGUAUAUUUAAAAAAAGAACACUGGAAUCACAUGCUGAGUUGGACCUUCAGGACUGCUGCCCAGUCAGCAGAAUCACAGUUGACAAAAUCAAGAUCCUUUACUGAUUAGAAACUGUGGCAGAGUUAAAUCCUGACAGCACUGGAGCAUCAUGAGAAGACAACAGCCUCGCUAAUCUGACUACACACUCCUUUUAAAUCCUAGGAUGUUGUACUGUAAGCUUUAACAUGUAACAAAAGCAUAUAAUAAUUUGUGGGCUGUCUCUGUUGUGGAAGACGUAAAUUGAAAUUCCAUGUGCUCUGUGUUAAAGUAAGAUACUCGUCAAACACAAAUAGGAGCAAGAUGAGGAUUUUGAAACUACAGGUCAUUGUGCCUGCAAAAACACAAUUUAUUAUUAUUAACAGAUUGAUCAAAUGUAUUGAUUCUGGAUCAAUGAUGGACAAAGAAACUGUGAAUAUCUGUAUUGGUAAAACUUGAAGACAUUCUAAGUUACAAGUGACUUGCAGAUGUAUGGCAUGUAAGUCUGUCAGUUUUAGUUCUACAUAUAUACAGUAGAAAAUUGAAAACCUACAGAGAAGUAACUGGAAUCGUGAUGUGACUGACUUAGAUAUUUAUAUUAUUGUAUAUACAGACUAAACAAUCUAUCAUAGGCAGGUCACAGAAUGUAUAGAGCAAAAGCAUAUCUGUGUUCUGUAACUCUCAUUGCAGCAUGUCUAGAUGCUGCAAAUUGCUCACCUGAUGCUCAGAAUGCAUGUGUGGAACCUGACUGUGAGGCAUUCCAUGUUCUGUGUUAAAAAGAUAACAGUUUGCUGCAGAUAAAAGUGUCAUUUUCAGUACCAUUAAAGUACUGAGGGAAUUCCAGGGGAGUGCAAAGCUGAUGAGAUGUGUGUUGUCACGUUUAGCAAUGCUGCAGAAGUAUGCCAUGUUCAGCUUUUAUUUCUACAGUUGUAUCGUAGAAAAUUUUAAAAAACACAGAUUAGUACAGUUUUCUUCCUAUGUAUACAUAUGUUAAUAAUUUUGACUGUUUUAAUGAGAUUUAAAUUUCUCAACAGGAGUCCAUAGCUAUAAAUUAUUAAAAGGAGGAGUUAAGGAUUAAUCUUGAAUUUCCCUGUUGGAUUUAGCCAUAGGCCAAGCAGGAUCUUAUUGGAUUCAGUGGGAUUUUUAACUUGGAUGUCCUGGCACUUUGAAGAAGAGAAAACAUCCUUCUUGAUGACAUAGCACAUGGAAGAUACAAGGAUAUAACGUUUAAUAACCAAUGCUCAAUGCGAGUCGUUCAUGAGAACAGAGAUAAGUGUGAUAACAGGAGUGUUGUGCAGGAACACGCAUGCUGCUUGGUGGAAUAGGGCUAGAAAACUGAUAAAAUGAAGUGGCAACAACCAAGCACUUUAAUCCACCCAGGUCCCAGUAUCAUCUUUGAACUCAUAUGUGCUGACUCUUUAAAGAAACGUGGGUAGAUAAUUUGCAAUAAUAUGUACAAGAAUUAAAAAAGGUGUAGGACCUUGGAAAUGGAGGCUCAUCUGAUGCAAACUGUUUAGAACUAAACAAAUUAUCUCCUGUUCCCACAGUUCAAAAAAAUUAACAUUUAAAUAGUUUAUUUAUGACAUGUUAUUGCAUAAGGCUUGUCUGUGAGCUGACUGAAUCGGAAAGUAUGGUGCGUAGGUUGAUUGAUGCUGAAUUGCUUCUUUAUCUUGCUCCAAGAUUGACCAGCAUUGUUGAGCAUUCAUUUCAUUGGCUACUCUGGACUUGAUGUGUUUAAAGUAAUGUUGGAGGUAGCAGGGGAUUGAAUUCUGAUGUUUCAGAAACAAAAAAAGUGUUGUCAGGCUUCAGUGCAUUUUCAACAUGAAAUUUAUGAUAAGUUGGUUGCGCAGAUGUUCCCUCCCAGUAUUGUGGAUGCUUUAGUUUUAUUAGUCUUAUGGAAACCCAUGUUUCUAAGACUUGUAAUGAAUUCUGGAGGAAAAACAAUGUGCUUGAGAAUUUUCAAGGAAAUUAAACUUUAGUAACUUACUCCAUUAGCACAUCUUACUUGACCAUGUCCCUGCAUGGAUAAUUCCUAGGUUUAUAAUACAUCUGUCAACGUGUACUAUGUCUUUGCAGUCAGAUGCAAUAAGAUGUGAUACCAAAAUGAAGGUGCUUUAAUAUGAUUGAUAUGACCUCUUCUUAAAAAAAAUGCAUUUCUAAAAAGAGCAAAACUUUCUAUUAGCUCCAAAGUUUGUGUUGUCUAUCUGAAAUUAUUUAACAAUAUUUAAUAAAUUAAAAUGAGAUGUGUGUGAUCAUUGAGCCAGACACAUACCAGUACAUUGUAACAUAUUGACAGAAUAUUUCAUUGCAAUUCAUCCAUACGCCCACAAUAUAUUGUCUUCAGGACAGACCCAGCCUACAUCCCCCAAUCCACUUGAAUUGUGGGAAAUAGAUAGACAGAGUCAUGAUUAAUUCCAUUGUAGACUUUGGCUGUUUUGAUAAAUGUUGAAAAAUUUGAUCCAAUAGCAUCAUUAUUCUAUGAACAGAUCACCUUGAGAUUCAGCAUGCACCUUGCUUUUUUCUUGUGCACUGAAACCAUGUUUAAUGUGAAUGGUAGAAUCAAAUGGCAGAUCGUUUGCAGUAAAGUCACAAUUCGGACUUGAUGGGCUUUUAAUGUCAAUCCAUAUGCAGCAGUAUAAUAUUAAUAAGCAUAGGUUUUGCUUUUUGUACUAAAGUAAUUCUUUUAAAAUUCUAAACUCAUUGCUACAUUUUUGUGUUGCCUUUAAUACUUGAGACUAUUUUCAAUUAAAAAUAGUUGAAGAAAUAUUGGUACUGCAAAACAGUGUUGCAUAGUUUUUCCAGCAUAUUAUUAGUUGAACGGUUUUCUUAAACCUGUUCAGUUAUAUGACAUGUUUUGUUUUCAGAGUUUACAUUAUGUGUAGCAUCAAAGAUUAGUUGAGCAGAAUUGCAGAAAAGUGCUAGAAUCAGGAAAUAGUAGUGCAGGCCUGAAAGUAGAUUUGCAAGCAAUGAAUAAAUGAGUGAGUGAGUGCGUGUGUGCCUGUAUCGGUCAGAAGGGAAAAGACAAGUUACUUAAAAUACAUUAUUCAAAUUCUGUGUCGACAACUGGGUGAUUCUCUGCGAGUCAACUUUGAAUUCCUCACAUGACACUGUUGAAGCAGUCUAAAUGAAAAUAUAUUCCCAUUAAACUGGGCUGAUCUUCUUAGAAUCCAGUACCAUUCUUAACGUGUUAUUCUUACAGAGAUUUCCCACAGCUAUCCAGUUUAAGAAAUUGUAAAAUGUCCUAUAUGGAUUAUCCAAAGUCUUAGGACAAAUUCUAAAACAUAAUUUAUCCUAUUGGAUGUUUUGUAAAGGUGUUUUUUUGUAUUUAUUUACAUGGAAUUUACCAACAGCAGCUUGUUUUAUUUCUUACUUUUCUUAUAACAAGUGUGACGUUGACUGAAGGAUGGUUUGGUUUAAAUUUGUUGAUUCUUGUAGAAACAGAUUCUUGUAGAACAGUGAGUUUUACCAUGAUAUAGUAAUCAUUAUUGUAAUGAAGGUGGUAAAGUGACCCUGUGCCUGAAAAUAACUUGUGACCAAAAGAAUUCUAAAAGUAUAGGAUGACAGUAAAAUAGAUCUGGUCCAAUAAAUUACAGCAAACAUUUUUCAAAGUAAUUAUUUCUAGUCAUUUUGUAUUGAUAUGACACUUUUGAAAUCCGUGUAUUGAUAUGACUUAAGAGUUAAAUUACAUUUUCAGAAACAGUCUCCUAUAUUGCAAAACAUAUUAACAACAAGUAAGUGUGUUUAAGACCCAUUUUGACAUGCAUUGCCUCGUUUACUGUGGUCUAUACGCAAGUUCUUUAGGGACUUUGUCCACCUUUGUCUCUUGUUUAUCCAUAGAGUGAAAAACCACGAUUAGCAGAUGUUUUAGUGAUUCCCAAAUUUAGCAUAAAUCUAAAAUCAGACCAAGGUUGAUGAAGCACCAUUCCUGAUAACACAGAGCUAUGCUUCAUGUGGUCGUGUACAUGGUAUUCUCAAUAUUGGUCUAGAAACCAAACUGCACAGCCUAUUAAAUUUAAUAUAGUAGGUAGAAUGUGCAUGAUGAACACCAAGCAGAAAGUUUGCUAGUAGAGUCAAAAAAUGAUACAGACAAGAAGUCUAACCCUUCCUUCAGACCUCCCACUACAGUUUUGGUUUAUCCUCAAGGAAGAAAUAGAAAAUUAUGGAAAUACUUGGCGAGCCAGUUAGCAUAUGUGGAGAGAGAAACAUAGUUAAAGGUAAAGAUUUACAGAGGGCAGAGAGAUCCCGUAUCGCCUGCCUCCACUCCUGGAAGGGAAACAGUGACGAUUGACAGACGAGUAACAAGCUUGUCCUGCAGCAAGAAAGCACGGUGAGCAGGCCACAUUACGGCAACUUCCAGCCCUUACUUGGGGGAUGUCCCAUCUGCAUAGCUGCUCGCUCUGAAAGCUAAGUGCUGAAGCAGAGCUCCGUGAUGAGCACUGUUAGAUUUGAAAGAAGAACCAUGAAGAAAGCCCACUGGAUCCCAGAUCCAGGUAAGUUAGGCAUGGUGGAAGUGGAAAAUGAAUUUUUAAUGCCUGUGGAAUGGGGUAGGCCUCCUGUCUGUCUGGCCUUGCGGAUGGAUGCGACAUUUCUUCCCACCUUAUUAAAAUUUUCUUUAAAAAUGGGCUGCCACAAUCCCACUCACCUGCUUAUCCCAACUAUUUUAUGUCAUGGGUGGAUAAUAUUGGGAAGAAUUGAUCUUUUAACGAGAUCACUUGACCAUUCAUUAUUUCUUAACAUAAGAAAUAGGAGCAGGAGUAGUCCAUUUGGCCUCUUAAGUCUGCUGCACCAUUCAGUAAGUUCGAGGCUGAUCCAACACAUCCGAGUACACUUUACUGCCCUAAUCCAUGAUUCCCUUACUAAUCAAGAUAUGAUGGGUAAGCUGCUGAUUUCAGGACCCAUUUUCCAUCUGUUAUGGGGAGAACUUGGGAGAAAUGAGAAAAUAGUGGAGCAGCCAUCUGCUCUUCUUUACUUGAAACCCCUGUAUUGGCCAGACUCUCAUUUCAGAUUUGCAAACUCAUGUUGACAUGAAACAUUGAACUGUUUCUCAUUCCACAUCUGCUGCUGAUUUGCUGAGUAUUUCCUGCAUUUUCUGUUUUAUUUCAGAUUUCCAGUAUCUGCAGUUAGCUGUUUUGUGCUGCUUUUUCCUGAGUUAGCCAGUGCUGGCACCAGCUACACUCAAUUUUUUAAAAAAGUACCAUAAUGUAGAGGGCCUAAAAGGAACCACCUGUUAUACUGUAAUCAAUAAGGUUUCAAAUUCUAUUUACAUGUCGAACCAGGAGGAGUAGGAAUUCCAAUUAUGAUCCCAUAUUCAGCACGGAAAGUGAAUUGCCAUUGUUUUCCCAGUCUUUAUCAAUGCUGCUGUCUUCCUUUGCUGGUCGCCAGCAUUAACUCCUACCCUUUAAACCCCUACCUUGACAUUCUUUUUCCCCAAUAUGAUUAACCCAAAUAUUGGGCAGCCUCUCUUGUCACAGCAGGUCAGUCAUUAGUCUUGCUUCACUAUUGACCUGUUUACUUCAUACUGUACAAUAUUAAUGAGACCUGAUGUAGAAUAACAGAUGUGCCUCAGAUUUGAACAUUCAGGUGUAGGGGGUUCAUGUUGUAAAUACCACACACACACACAAAAAAAAACCUGCCACCACCGUGCCCAAAUAUGGUGGACUCAAAUUUCUAGGCUGUGGAUUUUCGGAGUUUUUUUCACCAUUCCUGGCGGAAUACAUUGAAAUGUUAUUUUUGUACACCUGUUAAAUCUAAAAUGUGUGCGUCAAUCCACAGUGGUCAUUCUCCUUACAAUUUCUUAUUACUCAAGGUAAAAGGUGUAUUGUAUUUUCUUUUCCUUGAAAAUAGUAUUAUUUCUGAAAAAGUUCGACAACCCAUAUGAAGUCUUGUGGAGUCAUUUAUCUUUCAAUAUUCAAACAUCAGACCACAUGUUGAAUUCUCCUUUAUUGUUUAAAUCAUAUUAAAGGACUUUGUUGUUCAGAGGAGUUCUAUGGGCUAAACAUUUUCAAAAGUUUGUGGUAAGAGUUUUUUUAUUACAUUGAUUGCCAUCGUGCUACAAAACGUGGAGCAAUGAUCACUUUACGGUUUGCAGGAUUUGAAAAUGUAAAUAUGAUGACAGUAUAGUUUAAAAGGGACAGUGUCUGCCUCGUGGGUCAUUAAACUUGUUUGCUUCUUUUCAAAUAAUGCAAAGAAUCACAAAAGUCGUUAUUAUUCAUUGCUGCACUGUUUUUUAAACAGAUAUGGUGCAUGAAGAAUUGAACAAAAUAACUUAUGGCAACAGUUGGAGUCCAUUACUGUAAAAUUAAUUAUAAUUAUAAACUUUACAUUGUUACCAACUGAAAUGUGCAAAAGAUUUUUCAUAUGUACAGGAAUACAGUAGAUGCUGUAUUGCAGAUGUUCUGAUAAUACUAAAUGAUUCCUUUAUCCCUUUUUCUCAAUUGUGUAAACUCUACAUAAAUGCAUGGGGAAUGAAGUGGUGUCUGAGGAAAAUUCCCCUUUCAAAAUAAACCUUCCCAUUGUACAGGGUGUCUGCUAGUUGGCUCAUGCUGUACUAUAAUGUAAUUUAGGUCAAAUAACCAUGGUGCCCACUCCAGGCAGAUAUUUCUUUUUUAAGUAUGAUGCAUGUGUAUCUGAUGCUGCCUAAUGCUGGCCUACAGGCUAUGCAACCAGUGUCAGAUGAAAUGAGAUAAAAUCUGAUUGUGGCUUGACUAUGCCUGAUAUUAUGUAACAAAGAAUCACGAUGUGCACUCAAAUGCAAGGUACAAUUUUUUAGAACUGUUUUGAUCUCCAUAUGAAAUGUAAUUGUAAACUCUGCGCUGUGCGCAGGUUUAGUUUUAAUAACCUCACCUACUAGAGCUUAGGUUACUAUGGCAACCCACAUGUAAGUUAAUGUAGACACAAGAUAUGAAUAAAAGUGUUGGAA